Molecule: messenger RNA, 714 nt
Organism: Closterium sp. Yama58-4
Lineage: Eukaryota; Viridiplantae; Streptophyta; Zygnematophyceae; Desmidiales; Closteriaceae
Source: the annotation of a GenBank genome assembly
AUGACCCAGAUCGAAGGGGGCGGACAGCUUCGCCUUGUGGGCUCCUCUCCUUCCGAUCUCUUGGGGCGCAGCUUCGGGGCCGAUGUCCUCUUUGUGCCUGAAAUGAAGGUCAACUUGGUCUCCACUGGGCAGCUCAUGGAUAAGGGAGCAAAGCUGCAAACCGAGGAAGGUGUCACCCACAUCAUUGCAUCAGGGGGUCAAGUGACUCCAACGGCCCGCUACCGCCAUCGUCUUCUCUGCCUUGACAUGAAACCGUGGCCAGCAAGGAACAGCACAACGGCUGCAGCGGCAUGCAACGGCACGGCAACAACAGUGGCAUGCAACGGCACGGCGGCUGGAGCGGCAUGCAACGAUAUGGUGGCUGCAUCGGCAUGCAACGGCACGCCGGCUGGAGCGGCAUGCAACGGCACGGUGGCUGUGGCGGCAUGCAACGGCACAGCGGCUGUGGCGGCACGCAAUGGCACAGCGGCUGCAGUGACAUGCAAUGGCAUGACUAAGGCAGUUGUUGAUGUGGCGUCAAGCAAGCUGGAAGCUAAGGAAGGAGCGGCCAGCCUUAAGACGUACGCGGUGGGCUCCAAAGUAACGCCCAACCUGUGGCACGCUCGCCUUGGACACGUCCACUUUGAUGAAGUGAAACGGACAGCCACGAGCGGUGGUGUGUUUGGUAUGGACCUGGAGAAAGGAGGCGAUGAUAUGUCGUGCACUUCCUUGUGA